This is a messenger RNA of Echinococcus granulosus, 1239 nucleotides long. Its product is annotated as Abhydrolase domain-containing protein. The transcript has a single exon. Bases 1 to 1239 code for a protein of 412 amino acids. Gene Ontology annotation, cellular component: membrane. The record is from RefSeq and is a predicted model, not a curated record. Lineage: Eukaryota; Metazoa; Platyhelminthes; Cestoda; Cyclophyllidea; Taeniidae. Gene Ontology annotation, molecular function: palmitoyl-(protein) hydrolase activity.
AUGCGAGUUCGUCGAUUCGCACGGACAAUGGGUUCGGUCUUUCGUUACGUGAUGGAGCGUUUUAGUCGCUCGAAUUCUCCCAAGUACAGUUUCCUCUCGGGGGAUACCAACAGCGCCAACCGAUGCUCCAACUUUAACAAUUCUUUUAACCGAUUAUCGCUGUACCGUGGUCUGCUCGCUCAGCAUGUCCCGCCGCUCCUUUGCCUAUUUCUAACCUGUCUAAUCGCUACCCAGCCCCCCAGUGCUUGGAUAGGAACCUGCGUGUUGACCACCAUCCUAAUAACUCUUCUACUUUUCGCUCUGGUAUACUUUAUUGAGUCUUUUUUCACCUUCGCUCCUAACAUCCCCGAUCGCAGUCGCUUCUUCACGGAGCUGCCCCAGUUUCCAACAUGGCGAGUUGUUAGACUCAUUGCGCCUCCAAUGGGAAGCGGCUGCAACGUUACGCUGAAGUGUUUUCUUAUCUUGCAAGAGGACCCAUCGAAACGAGCGGCAGCGCCGACCAUACUCUUCCUUCAUGGAAACGCAGGCAAUAUUGGUCACCGUUUGCCAAUUGCAAAGCUACUCUACGACGUGUGCGGUGCUAAUAUCCUCCUAUUGGAGUAUCGCGGUUUUGGCUAUUCAAAUGGGCAGCCAAAUGAAUAUGGUAUUUACAGUGAUGCGAAGGUAGCGUUUGACUAUUUAGCAUCGGGAGCGGACGGUGAUGUGGACGGACGGAACAUCUUCAUUUUUGGACGCUCGCUUGGUGGUGCUGUUGCCAUAGAUCUAAGCACCCGGCCAGGAGUAGUAACACAUGCCCGGGGCACAAUCCUUGAAAAUACUUUCAGCUCCAUCGGAGGCAUGAGCCAAGCAUUAAGCCGCAAUGUGAUUGGCCCGCUAGGGAAGUACUGUAUACCCACAGCUCUAAUUCACAAUCGUUUUGAAUCAUUGAAAAAGCUCAAGACGCGCAAUUUGGACGAGGGUACAAAGUUUCUCUUCAUCUCCGGUGCGAAAGACGAUCUCGUACCACCUGUCAUGAUGAUGCAGUUGGCCAGUGCGUGGGCAGCAAAUACAGGGAGAAGUCAGGACCCGGAAACACCGUGGAUCUUUGAGGACGCUCAAGACUUUUUGCACCGUGGAAGAGAGGGAAUCGUCCGCAUUGCCGAAGGCAACCACGGAACUACGUGGAUGUGCGACGGCUUCGGCGAUGUCGUCAAGCGUUUCGUCCUCCUGCACGGACUCUCAGGUAGCACACCUACCUGA